Molecule: messenger RNA, 823 nt
Organism: Ipomoea triloba (trilobed morning glory)
Lineage: Eukaryota; Viridiplantae; Streptophyta; Magnoliopsida; Solanales; Convolvulaceae
Product: virulence protein STM3117-like
Exons: 3
Coding region: 98-688 (196 amino acids)
Molecular function (GO): metal ion binding; lactoylglutathione lyase activity
Source: RefSeq, a predicted model, not a curated record
GAGAUCUUUGUAAGAGGCUAGCCGACCCUAUCUGAAAAACACUACCAUAUCUACAUACCUAACUCAUCAUCAUCAUCAUCAAAGAAUUGAAGUGAAGAUGAUUGAGGAAGUUGCUGGAACCCCCCAGGCCCUCCCUCUUCUGUCUCUCAACCAUGUUUCCCUCUUGGUUAAGGAUGUGUUUAGUUCGGUUCGUUUCUACGAGGAUGUCUUGGGCUUUUGCCUCGUCAAACGCCCUUCCUCCUUCAAUUUCCAUGGAGCCUGGUUGUAUAACUAUGGGAUUGGCAUACACUUGCUAGAGAGGGAAUCCUCUCAGAAUUGUGACACUGUUGCCGAUGAGCCUCGACCAAUUAAUCCCAAAGAUAAUCACAUCUCCUUUCAGUGCACGGAUGUGGCGGAGGUGAAGAGAAGAUUGGAGGCGAUGGGAAUGAAGUACGCGACGGCGGUGGUGGAGGAGGAGGGUAUAACGGUGGACCAAGUGUUCUUCCACGACCCUGAUGGCUACAUGCUUGAGAUCUGCAACUGUGACAACCUACCUAUGCUGCCUAUCUCCUCCGGCGGCAGCAGCUGCCCUCUCCGGCGACCCACGGCAGCGGCGGCGCAGCCUUCCACCGGCUACGGGAGCUGUGGGUUCAUGGAGGCGCUCAUGAUGGAGAGCUUGAGCAUGGACAUGCUCAACUUCUCAUUCUAAGUACUACAAAUUAAAUUAAAUUCAAUGCAAAUCUUGGAAUUAAAUUAAAUUUUGGUUAAUUAAAGUGUUUGUCUACUUAGCUAUACCACAAUUUAUCUAUACAAAUUUGAAAUAAAUAAUAAUUUUCUUGAUUUA